Vombatus ursinus (common wombat) is the source of this 2936-nucleotide messenger RNA. It is a transcript of the gene VAC14, whose product is annotated as Vac14, PIKFYVE complex component. The transcript is spliced from 19 exons. The record is from RefSeq and is a predicted model, not a curated record. Gene Ontology annotation, biological process: positive regulation of kinase activity; phosphatidylinositol biosynthetic process. Lineage: Eukaryota; Metazoa; Chordata; Mammalia; Diprotodontia; Vombatidae. Gene Ontology annotation, cellular component: PAS complex; endosome membrane. Bases 47 to 2386 code for a protein of 779 amino acids.
CGUCCCCGUUCUCCCGCUCCUCCUCCUCCUUGUCCUCGCCGCCGCCAUGAACGCGGAGAAGGACUUCGCGCCCCUCACGCCCAACAUCGUGCGCGCCCUCAACGACAAGCUGUACGAGAAGAGGAAGGUGGCCGCGCUGGAGAUCGAGAAGCUAGUUCGAGAGUUUGUGGCCCAGAAUAACACAGUACAAGUUAAGCAUGUGAUCCAGAUUCUGUCCCAGGAGUUUGCUCUCUCUCAGCACCCUCACAGCCGGAAAGGGGGCCUUAUCGGCCUGGCAGCCUGCUCCAUUGCAUUGGGCAAGGACUCUGGAUUGUACCUGAAGGAGCUGAUUGAGCCAGUACUAACAUGCUUCAAUGAUGCUGAUAGCCGCUUGCGCUACUACGCCUGUGAAGCCCUGUACAACAUCGUCAAGGUGGCCCGGGGCUCUGUCCUGCCCCACUUUGAUGUGCUUUUUGAUGGACUGAGCAAGUUGGCUGCUGAUCCAGAUCCCAACGUCAAAAGUGGCUCUGAGCUCCUGGACCGCCUCUUGAAGGACAUCGUGACCGAAAACAACAAGUUUGACCUAGUGAGCUUCAUCCCCUUGCUGCGGGAGAGGAUUUACUCCAACAACCAGUACGCCCGGCAGUUCAUCAUCUCCUGGAUCCUGGUUCUCGAGUCUGUGCCUGAUAUUAACCUGUUAGAUUACCUGCCUGAGAUCCUCGAUGGGCUCUUCCCCAUCCUGGGAGACAACAGCAAAGAAAUACGGAAAAUGUGUGAGGUAGCUCUCGGAGAAUUCUUAAAAGAAAUUAAGAAGAAUCCCUCCAGUGUCAAGUUUGCCGAGAUGGCCAACACGCUGGUGAUUCACUGCCAGGACUCAGAUGAUCUGAUUCAGCUCACAGCUAUGUGCUGGAUGAGGGAAUUCAUCCAGCUGGCUGGCCGGGUGAUGUUGCCCUACUCCUCGGGGAUCCUGACAGCCGUUUUGCCCUGUCUGGCCUAUGAUGACCGAAAGAAAAGCAUCAAGGAGAUGGCCAACGUGUGCAACCAGAGCCUGAUGAAGCUGGUCACCCCUGAGGACGACGAGCUGGAUGAACCGAGGCCCAGAGCCCUGAGCCAUCCAGAGACCAGCCCAGACGACUCGGUAGCCAAGCAGGAGGUGACUGCCAAUGGCUGCUUAGAUGCUUCUUGUGACUCCAGCUUCAGUGUCUUCACUCCAGCUAGUGCUGAAGGGUUACCAGUGACGCUGAACCUUGAUGAGAUCAUGCAAGUGCUGAACUGCCACCUACAUGACCCCGCCAUUGGGAUGAUGACCAGGAUCGCUGUCCUCAAGUGGCUGUACCAUUUGUAUAUCAAGACUCCCCGAAAGAUGUUCCGACAUACAGACAACCUUUUCCCCAUCCUCCUUCGGACCUUGUCAGAUGAAUCAGAUGAGGUUAUCCUGAAGGAUUUGGAGGUUUUGGCAGAAAUUGCAUCAUCCCCCGCAGGCCAAACAGAAGGUCCCGGCACCUUUGACAGUCCCAACCUGCGGGUCAACCACUUGGAUCUGCAGGUGCCCACCUCCGGCAGAGCCAGCCUGCUGGGUCCUCCAGGUACCAGAGGUUUGGAGUGUUCGCCUUCCUCUCCCACCAUGAAUUCUUACUUUUACAAGUUCAUGAUCAACUUGCUGAAGAGGUUCAGCAGUGAGCGCAAACUCCUGGAGAUCAGAGGAGCCUUCAUCAUCAGGCAGCUCUGUCUACUGUUGAAUGCUGAAAACAUCUUCCACUCUAUGGCCGACAUCCUUCUUCGAGAAGAAGACCUCAAAUUUGCCUCCACGAUGGUUCACACCCUCAACACUAUCUUACUGACCUCCACAGAGCUCUUCCAGCUAAGAAAUCAGCUCAAAGAUCUGAAGACUCUGGAGAGCCAAAGCUUGUUUUGCUGUCUGUACCGGUCCUGGUGCCACAACCCAGUCACGACGGUGUCCCUCUGCUUCCUUACCCAAAACUACCGGCACGCCUACGACCUCAUCCAGAAGUUUGGUGAUCUAGAGGUCACUGUGGAUUUCCUCACUGAAGUGGACAAGCUUGUGCAACUGAUUGAGUGUCCCAUUUUCACAUAUCUGCGCCUGCAGCUGCUGGACGUGAAGAAUAACCCCUACCUAAUCAAGGCCUUGUAUGGUCUGCUCAUGCUUCUCCCUCAGAGCAGUGCCUUCCAGCUCCUCUCCCACCGCCUGCAGUGCGUGCCCAACCCAGAGCUCAUGCAGACCGAGGACAGUGUGAAUUCAGCCCCAAGCUCCCGGAAGGUGGAUUCCCCCAGCAUUGACUAUGUGGACCUACUGCAGCACUUUGACAGGGUCCAGAACAAGCAUCUGGAGAUGAGACACCAGCGGAGUGGACGUGGGGACCAGCUGGACCGCAGGAUUGUCCUCUGAGCCCUCGGCAUGCACAGCUUGGGGGCACAGGCUGGUGCGGUGGUCCUGUGGACCAUUUGUGGCCUUCCCAAAGUUCUCUCCAGGACCUUAGCAGGGAGGUGAGUGGGUGGUGAGCGUGCUGCCCUCUACUCUAGCUAGGCACGCCCUGCAGCCAAAUAGGAAGCCCGUUCAGGGGCGGAGGAAGAAAGGCUGCUGUCCACCUCUCCAUCCCAUGCCCCAGAGCAGCCAGUGCAGCAGCGGCAGGGUUGACCCUCCAACUCUCCCUGAGACAGCCCUGAGUCACCUUGAGAUGUGCCCCUCUGCCUCAGAAGUAAUGCCCCCCCCCCCCCAUAAUCAGCCUCUUUUAACAAGCCCCUUCCGUUUGGAUUGAGAGCAGAACUUGUUUGCUCCCUCCCCAGCCCAGAUCUCUUGACAUGUCAGUGUGUCUGUCCACACACGGAUGUAAACAUUCUGGCUCUUACUGUAGUCUCCACCUGGAUCACAGAGGUUUGUAUGUAAUGAUGGAGAUCUCCCACAUAAAAAUAAAGGAAUGAUGGUAACUUCGAUCGUC